AUGGUUUCUCCAAAGUUAACUGAACAAGACAUUAAAGCAAUUGACUUUCUUCGGACAAAGACAAAAGAAUUAAUAAGUGUAGAAUAUGACACAGACUUCAAUUUGCUCCGAUGGGCACAGGGAUACAAUUAUAAUCUUGACGAAUCUCUACAUUAUCUAACAAUGCAUCUGAAAUUUCGACGAUUCUAUGAUUUGGAUCACAUUGGAAAACUUGAAGAUAAUAAGCUGAUGAAGCAGUACUUUCCCAUUGGUCUUGUAGGUGAAACCGGCAAAAAUAAUCACCUGUUGGUGGUUGAAAAUGCAGGUCGCAUUGAUUUACACGGUAUAUUGAAAACAUUUCAACUUCAUGCGUUCCUUACGCAGCGAUUAAAAUUCCAGGAAACGAUGCUAAAAGAAAUUAAUGCUAUUGAGCGCAAAACUGGAUCACAGUGCUCUGUGAUUUAUAUUUUGGAUUUAGAAGGAUUAAAACUGGAUCCUAAACUGUUAAACAUAGCAACAGGUAAGUAUUUCAAUAAAAUAUUUUUUCUUGGACCAUAUCAUAUUUUGUGGAAAAUGGUUUACACAAAUUAUCCUGAAUGGAUUGAUAAAUUGUUGGCGGUUAAUGCACCAACGUUUAUUUCUUUAAUUUGGCGGGCAAUAGCACCAUUAUUACCGGAAAGAACACGAAGUAAAGUGCGCAUAUUUUCAUCAAAAGAUGAUUAUAAUGCUGAACUGCAAAAACAUUGUGAAUUGGAUCAUGUACCGAAACAUUGGGGUGGUACUAUGCUCGACAAGAAUGGUGACCCAAUGUGCAGGUGA
This is a messenger RNA of Thelazia callipaeda (thelaziosis nematode), 798 nucleotides long. The record is from the annotation of a GenBank genome assembly. Lineage: Eukaryota; Metazoa; Nematoda; Chromadorea; Rhabditida; Thelaziidae.